Aureobasidium uvarum is the source of this 684-nucleotide messenger RNA. The record is from the annotation of a GenBank genome assembly. NCBI's taxonomy places the organism in Eukaryota, Fungi, Ascomycota, Dothideomycetes, Dothideales, Saccotheciaceae.
AUGGCCGACAAGAUCCUAAUGACCGAGUUCAAGACUCUCUCCAAGGAACCCUGGACCAACAUCGAGGUAUGUCNNCUUAUCGAUGAGAACAUCUUCACCUGGCAUGUCGCCCUUAUGGUCAUCAACCCAGACUCGAUCUACGAUGGCGCCUACUUCAAAGCAAAAAUGACAUUCCCUCGCAACUACCCUUUCAGCCCUCCUGGUACCUUCCUCUGCCCUUUCACCCGCCCCAUGUUCCACCCGAAUGUCUACCCCGACGGCAAACUCUGUAUCUCCAUCCUGCACCCUCCUGGCGAAGACGAAAUGUCAGGCGAACUCGCUGCCGAACGCUGGUCUCCUGCUCAACGCGUCGAGUCCGUCCUCCUCAGUAUCCUGUCCCUCCUCGACGAUGCCGAACCCUCCUCACCUGCCAACGUCGAUGCUGGAGUCCUCCUUCGCAACAACAUCGAGGCAUACAAACAAAGAGCCCGUCAAGACGUCGAAGCUAGCAAGGCCGACAUCCCUGAAGGCUUUGUCGUGCCCACACAACACGCCACCUACAAGCCCGAAGUCGAGGACGCCGGGUUCAGCUGGAGCGACUCAGAAGUCGAGGACGACUUUGACAACGACAGCGACGCAGAGAUGACCUUCGACGAGGAUGAUGAGGACGAUGAGCAGGAGGUGGCCAGCGACAGCGAUGAUUGA